Molecule: messenger RNA, 2269 nt
Organism: Amborella trichopoda
Lineage: Eukaryota; Viridiplantae; Streptophyta; Magnoliopsida; Amborellales; Amborellaceae
Source: RefSeq, a predicted model, not a curated record
AUUCAGUCAUCUGUUACCGUGUGGACUUGGCCCUUAUCCACUCUUGAUUGGAAAAUGCCAGCGGUUUAAGUCUCCAUCAAUGGGGAAAAGUCCCAAAAUAUCUGCUUCAUUUAGUCUGCACCUCUCAAAGGUUUUAAAGCAAUGGCAGGAACUGGAGAUCAACUGAAUUACAAUGAAUUAGGGUAGAUAUUCCCACAAUUGGCAAAAAGAAAUCCCUCAGUUCCUGCUCUAUAUUGUCUGAGGAUGUGGUCAUGAACUGAAAUAUUGAGACGUAGGGUUUUUCAGUACCGUAAUUGGUUCCCCAAAACCCCUAGAAAUCUAACUUUUUAUUGGGGGCUAUUUUGGGCGUAAUCAUGGCAGGGAUUAGUUAUGCUUCAAAUGGCAGGGCUAUGUGGGAGACCCCAACUUGGGCUGUUGCUAUUGUUUGCGCUGUUAUCGUUGUAAUCUCUGUAGUAUUGGAGAAGGGGCUUUAUCGACUUGGUCAGUGGUUCACGGCUCGACAUAAGAAGGCACUAUUUGAGGCUUUGGUUAGGAUUAAAGACGAGCUGAUGAUUCUUGGUUUCCUUUCAUUGCUUCUGAACCUUGGGGAAGAAUACAUUGGGAAGAUUUGUAUUUCUUAUAACGUGGCUGAUACAAUGCUUCCCUGUCCGAAGGCAGACACAAGUGAUACUCGGCGCUUGUUGGCUGAGUUAUUCACAAGCAUGAGGGCAGAUGGUCGCAUCUUAGCUGGUGCUAAGAAAGACUAUUGUCCACAGGUUAUAGAUUUUGCAUCCUUUCACUUGAACAACUUAACAGAUCCAACAAGAUUCAGAUUUGCUAAUGAUGUCACUUUUGUGAGAGAUCAUGCAAGUAUCUGGAAUAGGAGACCUCUAGUUUUCUACAUUGCGUGCUUCUUUCGUCAAUUCUUUCGGUCAGUCGAGAAGGCUGAUUACUUGACACUGCGUCAUGGCUUCAUCUCUGUACAUCUGGCUCCAGGCAGCCAGUUUGAUUUUCAAAAAUACAUCAAAAGAUCUUUGGAAGACGACUUCACAGAAGUGGUGGGAAUAAGUUCCACUUUAUGGGUUUCAGCUGUAAUAUUUAUGCUUCUUAAUGUAAAUGGUUGGCACACAUUGAUUUGGGUUUCCCUACUUCCAGUGGUUAUAAUCUUGGCCAUUGGAACGAAGCUGCAAGCUAUUAUGGCUAAGAUGGCGUUAGAAAUCCAAGAAAAGAAUGAAAUUGUAGGGGGAAUGCCCCAAGUGCAACCCAAUGACAGUCACUUUUGGUUUGGACGCCCUCGUUUAGUUCUCUUUUUGAUCCAUUUCUCUGUGUUUCAGAAUGCAUUUCAGAUUGUGUAUUUCUUCUGGAUAUGGUAUGAAUUUGGCUUGGAUUCGUGCUUCCUUGAAAAGUUUUGGAUUAUUGUGGCAAGGGUUAUACUUGGUGUUGGUGUCCAACUUCUAUGCAGUUACAUCGCUCUGCCGCUCUAUGCACUUGUUACACAGAUGGGUAGUCACAUGAAGAAGUCGAUUUUUGAUGAGCAAACAGCUAAGGCACUCAAGAAGUGGCGCCAAACUGCCAAAAAAAAGAAAGAGAAAUCAAAGACUUCAGGGUCCGAGGUUGUGAGUCCCGCAUCCUCGGCCCCUCAUCUUUUGCAUCGCUUGAAGACCACAGGCCACUCCGCCCAUGGAGCACCCUCAGGCUCAUACUCAUUGGAGCACGAUGGUUCUGACCUAGAUGUUGAUUCUUCACCCACUUCUUUCUCUAGGGACCACCACCCUUUAGAUGAGGUUCAUGGUGAUGCUGGUGAUUUCUCUUUUUCAAGGCACUAAGAAAAGUCCCUCAAAGCAGGGGUUUAUCAUAAAUAUGUAUUGGUAAAGAGAAGUUUAGGAAUGAUUAUGCUAUAGUUAAGUAUCCUAUAACCUCAUGACCAUGUGGUAUAUCUGAGGUCACGAGGGUCAUCACUGCUGAAUCAACUGGUUUGGGAGGUGAUAAUGAGGGAGUGACAUGAUCUCGACGAUAUGCCAAGCUCUCUCCCUCAUCAUUAACCCAUUGAUUGUACAGUGAUGGUCAUCAUGACCACUGAUUCCAUGUGAUCACGAGGCUUACAAAUACGCUUUCUAUUAUUGUUUACUUGAUCUGAGUUGCAAACAGAAUUAUAUUCCAAGUUUUUGGCAAUAGUUGUUUGAAGAACUGAUAAUUUUGUGAUACCUGUGUGCAGAACUACAGACUGGGUGUCACUUAAAUGAAAAAUGGGACAAAUGAAUGACCAAUUUUCUACUCGUCCUCCAUUUAA